Asparagus officinalis (garden asparagus) is the source of this 1833-nucleotide messenger RNA. Its product is annotated as cysteine desulfurase 1, chloroplastic-like. The record is from RefSeq and is a predicted model, not a curated record. NCBI's taxonomy places the organism in Eukaryota, Viridiplantae, Streptophyta, Magnoliopsida, Asparagales, Asparagaceae. The transcript is spliced from 11 exons. The coding region runs from base 4 to 1419 and encodes 471 amino acids. Gene Ontology annotation, molecular function: cysteine desulfurase activity; pyridoxal phosphate binding.
ACGAUGGCUGCUCUCUCGCACUUCCCUUCGCCUUCUCCUCCUCCCUCUCUAUCUAACCAUCUCCUCUCUCGAUCGAAGCCCCGAAUACGAAACCCUAACCCUAAUUUUAUGACGAUCGGCUCUAACCUCCGGGGAUUCUCGUCCGCCGGCUAUUCAUACGGGAGGUCGGCCGCCACGCCUUCGCUCUCCCUCGGUGACAUCACGAGGCGCGAUUUCUCAACCCUCCAUCAGGCUGAUAAUGGAUUCAAUCGGGUGUACUUUGAUAACGCGACGGCGUCUAAGAAGCCUGAUUCGGUUCUCAAGGCUUUGAAUGAGUACUACGAGCUGUAUAACUCGAAUGUUCAUCGCGGCGUCCACUACUUGAGUGCAAAGGCUACUGAUGCAUAUGAGCUAGCAAGAUCAAAAGUUGCAAAAUUCAUCAAUGCUAAAGAAUACAGAGAGAUCGUGUUUACUCGAAAUGCUACUGAAGCUAUCAAUUUGGUUGCUUAUUCAUGGGGUCUCUCAAACUUGAAAUCUGGGGAUGAGAUACUGCUUACAAUUGCAGAACACCACAGUGCUAUAGCCCCAUGGAGGCUAGUUGCUCAAAGAACCGGCGCAACUUUAAAAUAUGUUGGUCUGAAUGAAGAAGAAUUUCCUGAUAUUGAGCAGUUAAAGAAACUUCUAUCGUCACACACAAAGCUAGUUGUUACCCAUCAUGUCUCAAAUACACUAGGUUCUGUUCUGCCUCUUAAUGAAAUUGUGGCUUGGUCUCAUGAUGUUGGUGCAAAAGUUCUUGUUGAUGCUUGUCAGAGUAUUCCACACAUGGUCAUUGAUGUGCAGAAACUCGAUGCUGAUUUUCUUGUUGCCUCUUCUCACAAGAUGUGUGGACCUACCGGCAUUGGUAUCUUGUAUGGAAAAUGCAAAAUUCUUGAAGAGAUGCCUCCUUAUUUAGGUGGUGGUGAAAUGAUUGCUGAUGUGUUUCAAGAUUAUUCUACUUUCGCUGAUCCUCCUUCCAGAUUUGAGGCAGGAACUCCUGCAAUUGCAGAAGCUAUAGGGUUGGGCGCAGCAAUUGAUUAUCUGUCGACCAUUGGUAUGCAGAAGAUCCAUGAUUAUGAGAAAGCAAUGGCAGCCUAUCUCUACCAUAGCCUCCUUGAUAUUCCGAAUGUGCACAUAUAUGGCCCCACUCCCUCACAAGCUGUUCAUCGCACUGCACUGUGCUCAUUUAAUGUUGAGAAUAUACCUUCUAAAGCUAUUGCAGCUUACCUUAAUGAACAGCAUCACGUGGCAGUUGGCUCUGGUCAUCACUGUGCUCAGCCCCUACAUCGUUACUUAGGUAUUGAUGUGAGUGUUCGAGCAAGCCUUCGCUUCUACAACACCAAAGAAGAGGUGGAUUGCUUUAUUCAAGCACUUAAAGAUACAAUCAGAUUUUGUACUUCCUAAAAAUGUUUCCACUGAAAGUGAUAUUGUCUCUGUGUGUGCGCGAGCGUGUGUGUGCGCGCUUGUGUGUCCAUUGUGUGUCAUGUGCAUGCAUGUGUGCUGAGGGAGGGAAAAAGGAUGGAAGCAAAGACCGGGGCAAACAGGGGGAAGCAGGAAAGGAUAGAAUCUUCAGUUCCAUUCAUAUCACUUCUUACUUUUUUUGGGUGAACUUCUACAUUAUGUUUUUCCGAGUGAUCUGUGUUCCAUUUGUCACUAAGUGUGUUAACAUGUACUGCUUAGUGAAAAUAUUAGCUUCUACUGCUUUAAUUCUACGUCACUUGCUUUUACUAUUUUGAUAUCAAAAGAUCACUAUAUGUCAGUGCCCUUUAAUUCAACUCAUUUCUUUUAUAUUCAACUUUUCUGCUUCUUAGAUUGUUG